AUGUCUGGUUUCUGUUGUCUAUCCAGUGACCAUUCAUUUUAUUUUCACCCCAUCUUUUCCAUCAGAUUCAUCCAUAAUCUGGACUCCAGAAAUCACACAGAUGCUCCAGAAUUCCUUCUCCUGGGAUUGACAGAUGAUCCAAAACUGCAGCCUCUCAUCUUCACCCUGUUCCUGUUCAUGUACCUGGUCACCGUCCUGGGAAACAUGCUCAUAGUCCUGGCAAUCAGCUCUGACUCUCACUUGCAAACCCCCAUGUACUUCUUUCUCUCCAAUCUGUCCUUUACUGACAUCUGUUUAAGUACAACUACAAUCCCAAAGAUGCUGUUGAACAUACAAGCUCAGAAUAAGGGCAUCACUUUUAUAGGCUGCCUCACCCAGAUUGGCUUUGUUCUGAUUUUUGGCAUGUUUGAGAAUUUUCUCCUUGUAGCAAUGGCCUAUGACCGCUAUGUGGCCAUUUGUCACCCCUUGAGGUAUUUGGUUAUCAUGAACCCCCAACUCUGUGGCCUGCUGAUUGUUCUCUCAUUGUUUCUUAGCAUUGUGGAUGCCCUGCUCCACAGUCUGAUGGUGUUGCGGCUAUCAUUCCGCAAGGACCUGGAAAUCCCUCACUUCUUCUGUGAACUUGCUCAGGUCCUCAAGCUUGCCUGUUCUGAUGCAUUCAUCAAUAACAUCCUGAUAUAUAUUGUGACUGGCUUAUUUGGGGUUCUUCCUCUCUCUGGGAUCAUUUUCUCUUAUACUCAAAUUUUCUCCUCUGUGUUCAGAAUACCAUCGUCUCAGGGGAAACUUAAAGCUUUUUCCACCUGUGGGUCUCACCUUUCAGUUGUUUCCUUGUUCUAUGGGACAGCUGUUGGAGUGUACAUUAGUUCUGCUCUUACUAACUCUUCCAGGAAGACUGCAGUGGCUUCAGUGAUGUACAUUGUUCUCCCUCAAGUGAUGAACCCCUUCAUCUACAGCCUUAGAAACAAGGAAAUGAAGGAAGCCUUGUGUAAACUAAUCAGAAGGAUACCUUCUAUUCUGUGA
Messenger RNA from Equus caballus (horse), 1017 nucleotides. Lineage: Eukaryota; Metazoa; Chordata; Mammalia; Perissodactyla; Equidae. The record is from RefSeq and is a predicted model, not a curated record.